Molecule: messenger RNA, 2482 nt
Organism: Durusdinium trenchii
Lineage: Eukaryota; Dinophyceae; Suessiales; Symbiodiniaceae
Source: the annotation of a GenBank genome assembly
CAACUUGUCAAAGUGCUGUACUUGGUUCAUUGAACACAUUGGUGCCAUGGUGCAGGAGGGCCCGGUGAAUGUGUGCUUCAACGCUCAAAGCUACGGUGUUGAUGUGGCCUUUGAUCCUCAGACCCAGGAGCAGCGUUUGUCCUUCCGCUUUGCAGUGAGUGUGUCAUUGCCGCAGCUACUUCAGCAAUUGAUUGAGAUUCAGAAGCAAGAUGGUGCAGUCUUGCCAAUGAUGGCUCCAACAUCACAAAGGAGGACUCCGGGAAGCUCCCGUGCUGAGACUCCACCAACGGCAGCCCCGGCGUACCUGACACCAACACUCCAAGCACCCUUGAGCGGAACUGGCAGUCAGGCGAAAGAACGAAAAGAGAUGACUUCCUUUGAGAGGCAAAGCAGCGCAGCCUCCGAAGGGCGAGGGCAGUUCGCCAUCGACGUGCAACUCUUGGAGUGCGUGCAACGGCACGAAACGGCGAAGGUGAAGGAAUUGUUGAAGCAACGGGCGGAUGUGAACUUCCAGGAGGGAACGCCUUACUUGCGUACGCCUUUGCACUUGGCCGUUGAGAGUGGUGGAUCAGUUGACGAGGUCGGACACUUGCUUCAGGCUGCAGCCAAUGUGAAUGCUGUGAUGGCACAAGGAAAGACUCCCUUGCAUGUGGCCAUCCAGCAGUACCGGAGAAUCCCGGCAGUGGCCAUUGGGAUGCUGCUUUGUAGCAAGGCCAAGCCAGAUGCCAAAGAUGCAAGCAACAAGACGCCCAUGGAUUUGGUGAAACAGGUGUUCGGACAGCUAUCUGCGAGGGGUCCAGACAAUCAACCGCUGCUGUCUUCUGCAGAUAGUGCGAAGGCACGGCAAUUGCUGUCGUUUGUCAUGGACCAACGAAUGGUGGCAUUCAACUUGCAGAGCCAGGAGGUACAAGGUGUGCAUUUUGCAGACGUGGAAGGUGAUAAGUUGGUCUACGACACCAAGUCCGGUGUCGGCCUGUACAGUGUGAAAUCGCAGCGCGCGUUGUUUUUCAAGAAUCUGAAGCAAAAGAAUGAAGGCAGCGUCUACAACGUGGCAGUGAAUCCUGAAACCGGGACCGUUGCAGCCUGCUUGCAAUUUCAGCAGGACGCUCCUAAAGCGCAGGCGAGUCCACAGAGUGUGAUCGUCAUGGUGAUUUGGCCCAAUGGCAAGCUCCAGCACGAAGAGCCGCUGAAGUUGAGGCUUCCACCCACCACAGUUCCUGCAGACCGAGAGCUUCUGCCGCCGAUGGUGACCAUGUCCCGCACACAGGGGACCUCCAUUGUAAUUGGCCGCCUGGCGGAUGGUCAGGUGUAUUGCUGGCAAUUGAACUCUGCCAGAAGCCAACUCGUCAGCGAGGUGAAGCUGGCUGUUUGUGCCGGUGCCUUGGCAUCCUCGGACGAUGGCGCGUGGGUGUGCUUCGCCAACAAGGAAACUGGCCAUAUUGAUGUAUUUACGCUGGACCAAGCAGCACACCAGCAGGCGAAGCUUGCUUACAAACCUGCCGGCACGCUGCUCAACAAAAGGCCAGGGCAGCUCUCAAUUCAAAGCCUGCAGGAUGCGUGUUUAGUUGCGGUGGUCGAGGAUCUUCCGGCGGUGCAAGUGCCAUCUCAAUGCAUUGAGGUCACACGUGUCAGCCCCGACGGCCACUUGCAGACCGUCUACAGGGUUCCAAUUCCAUCGCCGUGCGCAUCAUUGAGCUUUUGCUACAAGAGCUCGGCGCAUCUCUUGUGUAGCUGCACAGAAGGUCUACAGCUGGUCUUCAAUCUCUACAACAGUGAGACAAGCUGUGCCUACGACAAUCCUGGAGUGAGGAGUAUAUCGAUCGCCAGCGACCAAUCGCUGAUGGCCUCGGCGGAAAGCAACUUCUUCAAAGUCUAUAAGGUUCCUGCACCUUCGGCCUCCAAUAGCUAAGUCUACUCAGCUGGAGAACUCAGCCGGAGAAGCUCAGCGGAAGUGGAGCAAACACAGAACCUUUUCAUGCCAACAACUUGGCCCCCCUAUCUUCGUAUCGGAAAAAAGGCCGUUUGUUACUGCGUCCGUUGGUUCCCACCGCAAAAAAACGAUCUCCGUUGGGGGAGUUCCUGAACAUCGGUGAAGAGGCUUCUCAGGGGCAGAUCAACUACAAGCAGAUGCGAAGCAGAUGCGGGUCAUGGGGAUGGAUGACAUGAUGGAGCGCAUGAGGGGAUGGAUGAGAUCUUCCCAAAACCAAAAACAUCAACCAGCAGUCACAAAGGGAUGCGAUCCAUGGAGGUUAGGGGUGGCCAGAACAUCCACUCACUGGAUGGGACUAAACACCACCCCGUCUUGUGACUCCUGGAAGGACCCACUGCUGCGACGCCCUCCGAAAGAACGGCCAUCGCGGCCGAAGGUGCCCUUCUAUGCCUUUGAUUGAAAGCUCUGCUGAGCAGGGCUGCCAAUACAGGUCACCUCACCGGUGGUCGCCAACACAUGAAACCGAUGUGAUGCGGUCACAAGUAUCCCCAU